This is a messenger RNA of Uranotaenia lowii, 930 nucleotides long. RefSeq names its product histone H2A. The record is from RefSeq and is a predicted model, not a curated record. Lineage: Eukaryota; Metazoa; Arthropoda; Insecta; Diptera; Culicidae. The transcript has a single exon. The coding region runs from base 1 to 375 and encodes 124 amino acids. Gene Ontology annotation, molecular function: structural constituent of chromatin; DNA binding; protein heterodimerization activity. Gene Ontology annotation, cellular component: nucleosome.
AUGUCUGGCCGCGGCAAAGGAGGAAAAGUCAAGGGAAAGGCAAAGUCCCGAUCAUCUCGUGCCGGACUUCAGUUCCCAGUUGGUCGUAUCCAUCGUCUGCUCCGCAAGGGCAACUACGCAGAACGUGUCGGAGCUGGAGCUCCCGUCUAUCUGGCCGCUGUCAUGGAAUAUCUGGCAGCUGAAGUGCUGGAAUUGGCAGGAAACGCCGCUCGUGACAACAAGAAGACCCGUAUCAUCCCGCGUCAUCUUCAGCUGGCCAUCCGCAAUGACGAGGAGUUGAACAAACUGCUCUCGGGCGUCACCAUCGCUCAGGGAGGUGUUUUGCCCAACAUCCAAGCCGUUCUGCUGCCCAAGAAGACCGAAAAGAAGGCUUAAACUGGAAUCGUCUCUGCUUAUACACUCAAACCGUCCUUUUCAGGACGACAAAUACAGUUUGUAAGAGUUUCGUGAUACUUUUGAAAAUAUCCAAUCAUCUAUAAUGUCAGUUAAAUCGAUGCAGUUUUGCGUGAUGAGCUCCGUUUAUUUUAUUACAAGCUUAAUUUUAUGAUGGUUUUUUAGAUAAGGUUCAUUAUAUUGUUGGUAUCACAAUAUGUUCUUCUUUAGUAUGCUUAUUGAGUUAGUUGCAAAUAAAUAAUUUUAAAUGUUAAGUUACCUUUAGAUGCUUGGCAGUUCUGUUAUAAGCUGAACAGCUUAUUUAAUGUAAUAAUGUAACACAGAAACAGUUCAAAAAAAAAAGUUCAAGUUUCUUGAUUGAAUCUUAAACCUUGUGGAGAGUUAUCAUUUAACUAUGAUUGUUUAAUAUAAAAGAGAAACAAGAAAAUCAACAUGAGGCUAACUGGAAAAAGAGCUAAACUGUUACGAAGUGAAAUCUCAGAGCCAAAACAGCAGUUCACGGCCCUUUUUUAUUUUGUAUGGAAAUCAUGUCAUUUC